Nicotiana attenuata is the source of this 3064-nucleotide messenger RNA. Its product is annotated as pentatricopeptide repeat-containing protein At4g20090. The record is from RefSeq and is a predicted model, not a curated record. Lineage: Eukaryota; Viridiplantae; Streptophyta; Magnoliopsida; Solanales; Solanaceae. The transcript is spliced from 3 exons. Bases 242 to 2395 code for a protein of 717 amino acids. Gene Ontology annotation, molecular function: protein binding.
UUCAAACCCCCAACCCCAAUGACCCCGGUUUUCUGCCCUACCCGCGCUUGCACCUCUUGUGUUUUCUUCUUCCUCGUCAGCCUCUCUAGGUGCAGAGACCUUCUUCAUUUUCUUGAACCUUAGCCUAAGAUUCUUGAAUUUAAACCCAAAAUGAUCAUUUCCACAAGUUUUUUUUCUCUCUCCACUUCAUGAGAAUCUGAGUUGACAAAGGCAUGCCCUUUAACAUCCUUAUCAAAAAGGCAUGCCCUUUAACACUUUCACUACCAAACAGUUCAUCAGCUCAAACCUAAUCCCAUGUAAGUCUGUAUCUAACUUCACCAUUUACCACUUCUUUUCAGCUCUUUCCAACCCGUCUCAUACUGACCAUGAAAUAGAAGCUGCCUCUUCUGAUAGUUCUUUUGAAGUUGCCCCAAAUCUCAAGUUGGCUUCUCCUGAAACUGAAAUAAAAAUGCCCCCUUUUGAUAAUUCAUUUAAUUUUUCCUCAAAACCCAAGUUGGGUUCUUGUGAAACUGAAACGAAAAUGCGCACUUCUGAUAAUUCAUUUAAAUUCGCCCCAAAACCCAAGUUGGGUUCUUGUGAAACUGAAAUGGAAAUACCAAUUUCAGAUAAGUUAUUCAAAGAGGCCCCAAAGUUAGGUUCUUUCAAAAUGGGCGAUUCUACAUUCUAUUCCCUUGUUGAGAAAUAUGCUAGUUCUGGGGACUUCAGGUCUUUGGAGAUGGUUUUUGAUAGAAUGAAGCGCGAAAAAAGAGUCUUUAUUGAGAAGAGUUUUAUCUUAGUGUUUAGAGCUUAUGGAAAAGCCCGUUUUCCUGAAAAAGCUGUUGAAUUGUUUGAUAGAAUGGUGGAUGAGUUUCAAUGUAAACGAACCGUGAAGUCGUUUAAUUCUGUUCUUAAUGUGAUAGUUCAGGCAGGCUUAUAUCGUCGUGCAUUAGAUUUUUAUGCUCGUGUUGUAAAUAAUAGUAAUAUUAUGCCAAAUGGGCUUUCUUUUAAUUUAGUUAUUAAGACUAUGUGUAAGCUUCGGAUGGUCGAUAGAGCUCUGGAGGUGUUCAGAGAAAUGACUUCUCGGAAAUGUGAGCCGGAUGUUUAUACGUAUUGCAUUUUGAUGGAUGGCUUGUGCAAGGAUGACCGGAUUGAUGAGGCGGUUAUUCUUUUGGAUGAAAUGCAGAUAGAGGGAUGUUUUCCUGUUCCAGUAACAUUUAAUGUGUUGAUUAAUGGGCUUUGCAAGAAAGGUGACUUGGCUCGAGCUGCAAAGCUUUUGGAUAACAUGUUUCUUAAAGGGUGUGUCCCCAAUGAAGUGACUUAUAACACGCUUAUACAUGGUUUGUGCCUCAAAGGUAAGUUGGAGAAAGCUGUUAGUUUAUUGGAUAGAAUGGUGUCAAAUAAGUAUGUCCCGACUGAUGUAACCUAUGGUACUAUUAUCAAUGGGUUCGUUAAGCAAGGAAGAGCAAGUGAAGGCGUGCAGAUCUUGUUGGCAAUGCAGGAGAAAGGACAUCUGGCAAAUGAAUAUGUCUACUCAGCGCUAGUUAGUGGGUUGUUUAAAGAGGGAAAACCUGAAGAGGCGUUAAAAAUAUGGACGGAAAUGAUAGAAAAGGGAGUGAAGCCUAAUACAGUUGUUUAUUCUGCUUUUAUAGAUGGCUUGUGUCAAGAAGGCAGAUCUGACGAAGCUAAGGAGAUCCUUUCUGAGAUGAUUAAAAUGGGUUGUACUCCCAAUGCUUACACGUACUGCUCUCUAAUGAAAGGGUACUUUAAAACCGGUGACAGCAACAAGGCUAUAUUUGUAUGGAAAGAAAUGGCGACCAGUGGUAUCACAUGUAAUGAAAUCUGCUACAGUGUACUUAUCCACGGACUGUGUCAAGACGGGAAGCUCAAAGAGGCUAUGAUGAUGUGGAAGCAAAUGUUAGGCAAAGGAUUGGUCCCUGAUGCCGUGGCUUAUAGUUCAAUGAUUCACGGUCUUUGCAAUGUUGGGUCUGUGGAUCAGGGAUUGAGACUUUUCAAUGAGAUGCUAUGUAGAGGAUCUGAUUCUCAGCCUGAUGUAAUAGCAUAUAACAUAAUUCUAAAUGCUUUAUGCAAGGUGGAUAGAGUUUCUCUAGCAAUUGAUCUUUUGAAUAGUAUGUUGGAUCAAGGUUGUGAUCCCGAUGCAGUUACAUGUAAUAUUUUCUUGAAAACUUUAAAAGAAAAAGAAAAUGUAUCCCGAGAUGGGGAAGACUUCCUGGAUAAGCUGGUGCUGCAACUGUAUAGGCGACAGAGAAUUGUAGGAGCUUCAAGAAUUAUAGAAGUGAUGCUUCAAAAAUUUGUUUAUCCCAAGUCCUCUACUUGGGAAAUGAUUAUUCGAGAACUCUGCAAACCAAAGAAGGUUCAAGGAGCUAUUAACAAGUGUUGGAGUGACCUUUUCAUCUGAUAUUAGAGCUAUUAGAAUUAUUAAUUUUCGCAACUAACUUGGGAUCACAAUGGUGGGUGAAAGAGAUAAUGUGAGUGUGGUGGUUGCAUAUGAGAAGCUUGAAACUCAAGUUGACAAUGGUAGCGAGGACUCCACAGGGUCAUCACAUGAUGCUUUCAUGAUGUGCAAGAGGUUGAGGCAUGAAAAAGCAGUAGAAGAUGACAAAAUUUCGGUGGCUGCAGCGAGUGGCAUUACUGUUUUAGUCUAGUAAUAUUCAUUUGAAAGUUUUCAAAAUUCAGAUGUUUCUCAGUUUUUGAAUUCUUAAGUACCAUUUUCUAGGUUCAUUUAUCCAUCAAAUACACUCUUUUUUUUAAGGACAUGAAGCUACAUGAUUUUCAUUGGGAUGAUAUGGAUCCAACUUAUUUUGGUGCUUUUAUGAAUGAUCAUUAUGCAGAAAUUGUAACUUUUGGGGACAUAUUUUGUCAAGUGGCACUCGGAUAUGUGGCAUGGAAGUUGGUACCGAUGCUUCUGAGAAGCAUUGCUCGGGUUUUAGAAAAGUUCAAGAAAAUAUGAAAAUGAUACAAACACUACUAGUUCCUUGAAGAAUAAGUGCGACGGGGACUCAAGUCCAAGAUUUCUUGGUAGGUGUAAAAAUCUUAUGACCUGGCUUUUUCCACGUCUUCUUCCGAG